AGCAGAGUCUACAGUGUCCAGCUGUCCUUCUAUGAAGAGUGACCGGUCCAAAGACAUUCCUCCAGUCUUCAGUAAUGAACAUGGACCCUCAGACACAAAAGAGAAGAAAGGAAGUCAUGUUUCUGUGGAGAAGCAGUGGUCCUGCUGUGCUUUGUGUCAGGACGUCUUGAAGGAUCAAGUCUCUACCUGUGGACACUGGUUCUGCAGACAGUGCAUCACCUCAUUCUGGGACCAGUCUGCUUCAUCAGGAGACUCCUCCUGUCCCCAGUGUGGAGAAAGAUUGAGAACAAGAGCUGGACUGCAGACAGCCAGUCAGAGCAGCUCUGUACAAACAGAUAGUGGUCUGCAGGAGGUUAUAGAUGAAUAUAAGAUCAGUCUGAAGAGGAGAUGUGAACGUGUGACUGAAGGAACUGAUGAAACAGGAAGUGGAACCCUCCUCAACACGAUCUACACUGAGCUCUACAUCACAGAGGGACAGGUUAAUACCCAACAUGAGGUGUGGCAGCUUGAGACAGUUUCCAAGACUGAGGCCCUCCAUGAAACUCCAAUCAAGUGCCACGGCAUCUUCAAAACCUUACCUGGCCAACAGAGAGACAUCAGAGUGGUUCUGACGUACGGCAUUGCUGGCAUUGGAAAAACCUUCUCAGUGCAGAAGUUCACUCUGGACUGGGCAGAGGGCUUGAAAAACCAAGAUGUCAGUCUGCUGGUUCUGCUCUCGUUCAGGGAGCUGAACUUGAUCAAAGAUGAGCAGCACAGUCUUCUCAUGCUGCUCUAUGUUUUCCAUCCAACAUUACAGAAGGUCCCAGCAGAGAAGCUCGCUGUCUGUAAACUGUUGUUCAUCUUUGACGGCCUGGAUGAAAGCAGACUUUCAAUGGAUUUCCACAACAAUGAGGUUGUGUCUGAUGUCACACAGAAGUCAUCAGUCAACCUGCUGCUGACAAACCUCAUCAAGGGGAAUCUGCUUCCCUCGGCUCUCGUCUGGAUAACUUCCCGACCUGCAGCAGCCAAUCAGAUCCCUCUUUCAUGUGUUGACAGGUUAACAGAAGUACGAGGCUUCACUGACGCCCAGAAGGAGGAGUACUUCAGGAGGAGAGUCAGUGAUGAAGAGCUGUCCAGCAGAAUCAUCUCACACAUCAAGACCUCCAGGAGCCUCCACAUCAUGUGUCUAAUCCCAGUCUUCUGCUGGAUCACUGCUACAGUUCUGGAUCACAUGUUGACUACAGACCAGACAGGAGAGCUGCCCAAGACCCUGACUGACCUGUACUCACACUUCCUGCUGGUUCAGACAAAGAGGAAGAAGCAGAAGUAUAAUGAGGGACAUGAGACGAGUCCACAGGAGCUGAUGAAGGCUGACAGGAAGGUUCUUCUGAAGCUGGGGAAGUUGGCGUUUGAACAUCUGGAGAAAGGAAACAUCAUGUUCUACCAAGAAGACCUGGAGCAGUGUGGUCUUGAUGUCAAAGAGGCCUCGGUGUACUCAGGAGUUUGUACAGAGAUCUUCAAAAGAGAGAGUGUGAUCCUCCAGAAAACAGUCUACUGCUUUGUUCAUCUGAGCGUUCAGGAGUUUCUGGCUGCAGUCUACAUGUUCCACUGUUACACCAACAAGAACACAAAGGUACUGGAGAACUUCCUGGGGAAGACACCCUUGGAUGUCUUCCUGAGGAAAGCAAUGGAGAAUUCAUUUGAAAGUAAAAAUGGCCACCUAGACCUGUUUGUUCGCUUCCUUCAUGGCCUCUCUCUGGAGUCCAACCAGAGACUCUUAGGAGGCCUGCUGGGUCAGACAGACAACAGUCCAGAAAUCAUCCAGAGAGCCAUCAACAACCUAAAGGAGAUGAACAGUGAUAAGAUCUCUCCUGACAGAAGCAUCAACAUCUUCCACUGUCUGAUAGAGAUGAACGACCACUCAGUUCAUCAGGAGAUCCAAGAGUUCCUGAAGUCAGAGAACAGAUCAAAGACGGAACUCUCAGAGAUCCACUGCUCAGCUCUGGCCUACAUGCUGCAGAUGUCUGAGGAGGUUCUGGAUACGUUUGACUUGAAGAAGUACAACACAUCAGAGAAGGGACAAUGGAGACUGAUUCCAGCUGUGAGGAACUGCAGAAAGGCUCUACUUUCUGGCUGUGGACUCUCAGAGACUCACUGUGAAUUUGUGGCCUCAGCUCUGAAGUCCAACCCCUCAAAUCUAAAAGAGUUGGACCUGAGUCACAACAAGCUGCAGUAUUCAGGAGUAAAGCUGCUGUCUAUUGGAUUGGAGAGUCCAAACUGUAGACUCGAGACUCUGAGAUUGUGGGGCUGCAGGUUGUCAGAGAGCAGCUGUGCUUCUCUGGCCUCAGCUCUGAAGUCCAACCCCUCCCAUCUGAGAGAACUGCAGCUGAGUAACAACAAGCUGCAGGAUUCAGGAGUUAAGCUGCUGUGUGAUUUUCUGAGGAGUCCACACUGUAGACUGGAGGCUUUGAGAUUGUGGGACUGCACUUCAGAGAUCAGCUGUGCUUCUCUGGCCUCAGCUCUGAAGUCCAACCCCUCCCAUCUGAGAGAGCUGCAGCUGAGUAACAACAAGCUGCAGGAUUCAGGAGUGACGCUGCUGUGCAAUUUUCUGGAGAGUUCACACUGUAGACUGGAGACUCUGAGAUUGUGGGACUGCAGUUUGUCAGAGAGCAGCUGUACUUCUCUGGCCUCAGCUCUGAAAUUCAACCCCUCCCAUCUGAAAGAGCUGCAGCUGGGUGGAAAUGAGCUGCAGGAUUCAGGAGUGAAGCUGCUGUGUGAUUUUCUGGAGACUCUACGCUGUGAACUGGAGACUCUGAGCAAACAGCCCGACUGAACAGACCGCUCCGACCGCCGUCCAAGGAAGGGUUUCAAGUGUACAUCACCCCCAGCAGGUUGACCCCCGACAAGUACUGAUGGCGUUUCCUGACUCCAAAUACAAUGUUCAAAGCUUCGCGUUCCAGUUGAGCAUAAUUGGUCUCUGCUUUGUUUAACGUCCUUGACGCAAAAGCGAUCAGCUUCUCCAUGCCGUCCGGCAAAAUGUGAGAGAUCACCGCCCCGUCACCGUAAGGAGAGGCGUCGCAGGCGAGCUGAAUUGGAAGCGAUGGGUUGAAGUGGGUAAGGACCUCAGAUGAUGUAAGUGCAUCUUUUGCCCUUUGAGCUUCCUGACAGCUGGCCGUCCACUUCCAUGCUUUCUCCUUUUGUAGAAGGUCAUGCACUGGUUUCAGUAGUGAUGCCAAGUUUGGAAUGAAGCGUCCAUAAUAGUUCAAUAGCCCCAAGAAAGACCUUAACUGAUUGAUAUUUUCGGACGGUGGUGCAUCCACAAUGGCUGUGGUUUUUGGGUUUUAGGUAGUGUUAAAAGAGUUGAUCU
This is a messenger RNA of Micropterus salmoides (largemouth bass), 3346 nucleotides long. RefSeq names its product NACHT, LRR and PYD domains-containing protein 3-like. Gene Ontology annotation, molecular function: protein binding; metal ion binding. The coding region runs from base 32 to 2812 and encodes 926 amino acids. The transcript is spliced from 8 exons. The record is from RefSeq and is a predicted model, not a curated record. NCBI's taxonomy places the organism in Eukaryota, Metazoa, Chordata, Actinopteri, Centrarchiformes, Centrarchidae.